This is a messenger RNA of Orcinus orca (killer whale), 1524 nucleotides long. RefSeq names its product neurotensin receptor 2 (gene NTSR2). The record is from RefSeq and is a predicted model, not a curated record. NCBI's taxonomy places the organism in Eukaryota, Metazoa, Chordata, Mammalia, Artiodactyla, Delphinidae. Gene Ontology annotation, cellular component: plasma membrane. Gene Ontology annotation, molecular function: G protein-coupled neurotensin receptor activity. Gene Ontology annotation, biological process: neuropeptide signaling pathway.
GAGGGAGGGAGUGCAGCCGCGGGAGCGGGAUGGAGACCAGCAGCCCGCGGCCCCCGGGACCCAGCCCCGGCCCCGCGCUGGGCCUGGACGCCCGGCUGGGCGUGGACACGCGCCUCUGGGCCAAGGUGCUCUUCACCGCGCUCUACUCGCUCAUCUUCGCGCUGGGCACUGCGGGCAAUGCGCUGUCCGCGCACGUGGUGCUGAAGGCGCGGGCCGGGCCCCCCGGGCGCCUGCGCUGCCACGUGCUCAGCCUGGCGCUCUCCGCCCUGCUGCUGCUGCUGGUCGGCGUGCCCAUGGAGCUCUACAACUUUGUGUGGUUCCACUACCCCUGGGUCUUCGGCGACCUGGGCUGCCGCGCCUACUAUUUCGUGCGCGAGCUGUGCGCCUACGCCAUGGUGCUCAGCGUGGCCAGCCUGAGCGCCGAGCGCUGCCUGGCCGUCUGCCAGCCCCUGCGCGCCCGAAGCCUGUUGACACCGCGCAGGACGCGCCGCCUGCUGUCCCUCGUCUGGGCCGCCUCGCUCGGCCUGGCUCUGCCCAUGGCAAUCGUCAUGGGGCAGAAGCACGAGCUAGAGACGGCCGGCGGGCAGCCGGAGCCCGCCUCGCUCGUGUGCACCGUGCUGGUGAGCCGUACCACGCUGCAGGUCUUCAUCCAGGUGAAUGUGCUGGCGUCCUUUGUGCUCCCCUUGGCACUAACUGCUUUCCUCAGCGGGGUCACCGUGAGCCACCUGGAGGCCCUCUGCUCCCAGGGGCCAUCCCCUUCUGCCACAGGCAGCUCCGCCCCCAGCCACCUGAAGCUAAUGAGCGAGGAGAGGAGGACACUGGCCCUGGGAGGCCAGGCCGCCCUGGUGAGACACAAGGACUCCCGCCGGAUCCGUGGCCUCCAGCGCAGUAUCCAAGUUCUCAGAGCCAUCGUGGCUGUGUAUGUCGUCUGCUGGAUGCCGUACCACGCCCGCAGGCUCAUGUACUGCUACGUCCCUGACAACGGGUGGACCGACAAGCUCUACGAUUUCUAUCACUACUUCUACAUGGUGACAAACACGCUUUUCUACGUCAGCUCGGCGGUGACCCCUGUGCUGUACAAUGCUGUGUCCUCCUCCUUCAGAAAACUCUUCCUAGAAGCCCUCAGCUCCCUGUGUCGAGAGCACCACCCCACGGAGCCAUUCCCCCCAGGGCCCCGGAGCCCCGUCCUAGUGGAUACAGCAUCCGGCCCUGGGGCUCCCCCAGGAAUCCUGGCCUGGAUGAAAUCGAAGAAUGAGAAGAGUAACACUGACUGCACAGCCAUCCAGCAGUCAGAUGAGCAAUUUCAUCACUAAUAACUCAAGCCAUGCAGUCAGGCGGACCUACAGGGACCCCCAGCUCUGCCACUCACCAGCUGUGUACCUGCAGGCGAGUCACUUACCCCUCUUAGCCUCAGUCUCCUCGUCUGUAUGAUGGAGAUGAAUAAUACCCAUCUUUCCUGUUGUCUGAAGAUUAAACGCUUAGCACAGUGCCUGGUGCAUAAUAAAGAAUGUAUUUUCGCUGGCA